CGGUUUCACUACGGCCAUGCCGGCCUCGCUCCUUCCAGAGUACACUUCAUACCCCCACAACGCAUCGUCUUGGUGGGCCGCCAACGGCGCCGGCAUCGUGCGCAUCGCCUCUGAGUGCCUCAUUAUGCGAUUGGAAGCUUCCAAUAUGGGCGUCUUGGGUGGUGCCGUGUUUCUCAACCUCACGCUCAUCCACGCCAAAUGCUGCGCCGAAGCAAACCCAGCCGUUAUCACACAGUCGGCAAUGGGGGCUAACCCCUACACCGGGACAGGGGCAGCCGAGUCCAAGGCAACCUGUACCUCGACCGCCCAACUGACCCCUACCAACGCCAUCCCCCAGCUCCGGUGGUGAGCUCCCAGUCGUGUCAAACAUGAUGCCUCCUGUGCUCGCCAUCCUCCUUGCGGUUGCCAGUAGCACCCCCGCAAACUGUCA
Messenger RNA from Parathielavia appendiculata, 430 nucleotides. RefSeq lists its product as uncharacterized. The transcript has a single exon. NCBI's taxonomy places the organism in Eukaryota, Fungi, Ascomycota, Sordariomycetes, Sordariales, Chaetomiaceae. Bases 17 to 349 code for a protein of 110 amino acids. The record is from RefSeq and is a predicted model, not a curated record.